AUGCAUACUUGGUCUCCCGCGCCCGAGAACAUAGUCCCUGGCACAUUAACAAAUGCGCGUGCAGCGACUUCAGCCGGUGUCGAACUGGGCCGGAAGCUGCUGCUGGCAGCCCGGGCCGGAGACACCAACCACGUGCUGGACCUCAUGGCGCAGGGAGCACCCUUCACCACUGACUGGUUGGGUACAUCGCCCCUGCACCUGGCGGCGCUGGGCGGGCACGCGUCCACCGCCGCCGUGCUGCUGCGCGCCGGCGUCAGCCGCGACGCCAGGACCAAGGUGGAGCGCACCCCGCUACAUCUAGCGGCCCACGCUGGGCAUGAAGCUGUCGCCACUGUGCUGUUAGACCACGGUGCGGCAGUGGACUGCAGGGACAUGCUGCGCAUGACGCCGCUGCACUGGGCGUGCGCUCGGGGCCACGCGGCGCUGGCGGCGCUGCUCGUGCGGCGCGGCGCCGACCCCAGGGCGCGGUGCAAGUUCAGGCGCAGCGCGCUGGCCCUGGCCGACAAGCUGCCCGCUGUACGGGCGGCCGUGGAGGAGGCCAUGGCGGACAGAGACCAGGCGGCUUCCGUGCGCGCUAUACAAGAAGAAAUGGCGGUGGACGAGGUGACAGACUCAAAGCCAUACGAAACCGUUCAAAUGCAGAUACCUGUAGAAGAGAAAUACACACAACCCACCAUCCGGAUACCGCACAAAUUCAACAAACUGAAUAUAGACAAUGAGCAACAGCGGCAGCCGGUCGGCAACGGCGCGGAGUCGCACGCGACCGGCGCGGCGCUGCUGCGGCACCACGGCAUCACGCUGCUGCCCGCCGACGACGGCAGCACCGUGCUGUCGGCGCUGCAGAGCGGGCGGACCGUCGUGCUCUCGGACGCGGGCAAGCUGAUGCUGAAGGAGAACAGCUCCCCCGCGGCCGCGCCUACUCCCCCCACCCCCGCCACCGCCACCGCGGCUCCCCCCCGCGCCGGCGUGGUGGUGCGCGCCUGCCCCGCCCGCUCCCCGCCGCGCCCCGGGGUCAAGGUGUUCACCGUCAACAAGCAGCCCGACAAGGACGUGCAGCGCUCUCCCUCCCCCCCGCGCCGGCGUGGUGGUGCGCGCCUGCCCCGCCCGCUCCCCGCCGCGCCCCGGGGUCAAGGUGUUCACCGUCAACAAGCAGCCCGACAAGGACGUGCAGGUAUAGCGCUCUCCCUCCCCCCCGCGCCGGCGUGGUGGUGCGCGCCUGCCCCGCCCGCUCCCCGCCGCGCCCCGGGGUCAAGGUGUUCACCGUCAACAAGCAGCCCGACAAGGACGUGCAGGUAUAGCGCUCUCCCUCCCCCCCCGCGCCGGCGUGGUGGUGCGCGCCUGCCCCGCCCGCUCCCCGCCGCGCCCCGGGGUCAAGGUGUUCACCGUCAACAAGCAGCCCGACAAGGACGUGCAGGUAUAGCGCUCUCCCUCCCCCCCGCGCCGGCGUGGUGGUGCGCGCCUGCCCCGCCCGCUCCCCGCCGCGCCCCGGGGUCAAGGUGUUCACCGUCAACAAGCAGCCCGACAAGGACGUGCAGGUAUAGCGCUCUCCCUCCCCCCCGCGCCGGCGUGGUGGUGCGCGCCUGCCCCGCCCGCUCCCCGCCGCGCCCCGGGGUCAAGGUGUUCACCGUCAACAAGCAGCCCGACAAGGACGUGCAGAUAAAAUACGUCCAACUACCAGCAGACGCAACCAUCCUAUCCCCACACAAAGCGGCCAUGAAGGCCAAGAGCAAAGUCGUUCGAGCCGCCGCCGCCACCGGUACCGGUACCGGUACCGUAACAGGAACUGGAACCGGUACCGGGACCACCGGUAACCGGCCCGGCGUUAAGAUCAUCAUGAAUAAAGCUAGCUUCAGCAAGUUGUUGGCUACUGCGACGAGGGCACACGGCUCAGGAGAUAAUGAGCCACUUUCCCUCGGCAAUGCCCGCGGCGAAGCAGUCGUGUGCGUGCCGGAGCAGUUCGUCCGCUCCAUGUCGGCGCGCUACCUGCGCGCGCAGCUGCUGGCCGCGCACGCCGCGCUGGCCGAGCUGCAGCGCCAGCUCAAGCACGCCCGAGCACAGCUCGCCGCCACGCAGCCCGGCUAG
This is a messenger RNA of Cydia splendana, 2082 nucleotides long. It is a transcript of the gene Atac3, whose product is annotated as espin. Gene Ontology annotation, cellular component: nucleus. The transcript is spliced from 10 exons. The coding region runs from base 1 to 2082 and encodes 693 amino acids. Gene Ontology annotation, molecular function: transcription cis-regulatory region binding; protein binding. Lineage: Eukaryota; Metazoa; Arthropoda; Insecta; Lepidoptera; Tortricidae. Gene Ontology annotation, biological process: positive regulation of transcription by RNA polymerase II. The record is from RefSeq and is a predicted model, not a curated record.